Funneliformis mosseae is the source of this 135-nucleotide messenger RNA. The record is from the annotation of a GenBank genome assembly. NCBI's taxonomy places the organism in Eukaryota, Fungi, Glomeromycota, Glomeromycetes, Glomerales, Glomeraceae.
GAUAAGAAAAUGGCUACAAGGAUCAAAACCAGAAUCUCAUCAACGUUAAAAGAUAUUGGAAAUCAUAAUGUAAUGAUUCAAGUCAGAAAAAAUCCAAAUGUUAAAGAAUUUCCUGCUCAUUCAUCAUUUCUAUGA